AUGUCCCAAUCACAGCGUGUUGUCGUUAUCGGAGCCGGCAUUGUGGGCACCAACCUCGCUGACGAGCUGGUCUCGCGGGGAUGGAAAGAUAUCACAGUCGUUGAACAGGGCCCGUUGAGCAUGCCGGGCGGGUCGACCUCCCAUGCCCCCGGCCUCGUAUUCCAAACGAAUACCUCGAAGACAAUGACCCACCUCGCCAGAUACACAGUGGAGAAGCUUCUGUCGAUAGAGAAGGACGGGAAGAAGUGUUUCAACCAAGUAGGGGGACUGGAGGUAGCGACAACACCGGCGCGAUUGGAGGAGCUGAAGCGCAAACACGGCUACGCCACAUCAUGGGGCAUUGAGUCGCGAUUGGUGGGCGCCGAGGAGUGCUUCCAGAGGUACCCCCAUCUGAACAAAGAUAUGGUCCUAGGAGGUCUGCACAUCCCCAGCGAUGGCCUUGCAUUGGCUGCCCGCGCGACGCAAUUGCUCAUUGAGCGAACCACAAAGGCCGGCGUGCGGUAUCUGGGUCACACCCCCGUGACCGGCAUCGAGCGGGCGGGUCGUCGCGUGACCGGAGUCACCACGCCUGGCGGUACUAUCCCAGCAGAAAUCGUGGUCUCCUGUGCUGGAUUCUGGGGUGUGGAGUUGGGUGCUAUGGUCGGUGUGCAGAUCCCUCUGCUUCCGCUCGCGCAUCAAUACGCGAAAACAACGGCUGUGCCGGCGCUCGCUGGGCGCGCGAUCAAUUCCUCAAUCAAUGGAAUGAAUGCCGAGCUCCCGAUUCUUCGUCACCAGGAUCAGGAUCUAUAUUAUCGUGAGCAUGGCGACCAGUACGGAAUUGGAUACUAUGGACACCGCCCUAUGCCAGUGGUCGCAUCCUCGCUAGGACUCACUCCCCAACAUGUUGACGACAAACACAUGCCUUCCCGCCUCGACUUCACCACAGAGGACUUUGAUCCAGCUUGGAAGGAAACUCAGAAGCUCCUGCCCAUUCUACAACAGACGGAGAUUGCUGACGGCUUCAAUGGCAUCUUCUCCUUCACGCCCGAUGGAGGCCCUAUCCUGGGUCAGCCAUCUCAUCUCGAUGGCUUCUACGUAGCAGAAGCAGUCUGGGUGACCCACUCAGCAGGAGUAGCCCGAGCUCUGGCACAGAUCCUUACAACUGGUCAGUCCGAGAUUGACGUGUCAGAGUGCGAGUUGUCGCGCUUCGAGAAAAUCCAACUCAGCCACGACUAUGUCAGCGAGACAUCACAGCAGAACUUCGUCGAGAUAUAUGACAUCCUCCACCCUCUCCAGCCACGCACAUCCCCUCGCAGCCUCCGUGUCAGUCCGUUCCAUGCCCGCGAGUCAGAACUCGGCGCUUUCUUCUUGGAAACUGGAGGAUGGGAGCGACCUUGGUGGUACGAGGCGAACAAAGACCUGGUCAAAGCCCUUCCACCCUCCUGGAAGCCAGUCGACCGAGACGCGUGGUCCGCCCAGUUCCACUCCCCCAUCUCUGCCGCCGAGGCCUGGAAGACGCGCAACGCUGUCGCCAUGUUUGAUAUGACCGCAUUCCAUCGCUUUGAGGUUUCGGGUCCAGGCGCAGUUGGCUUGCUCCAGCGGUUGACCACCGGUGAUAUGGCCACCAAGGUGGGCACAGUAACAUACACACUACUUCUCAACGACCACGGCAAGAUUCUCACUGAUAUCUUCACCCACCGGCUAGCUGAAGAUGUCUUCCAAAUCGGCGCGAACACAGCCACCGAUCUAGCUUACCUCGAGCGUGAAGCUAGAGUUCAAGGCCAAAACUCACCUGGACAGUGGGUUCAGGUCCGCGAUGUCACCGGAAGCACAUGCUGUAUCGGUCUGUGGGGCCCUCGCGCUCGUGAUGUCCUCGGCGGAAUCACCACAGAGGAUCUCUCCAACGCCGGUCUGCCCUAUUUCAGUCUCAAGAACACCAUUCUAUCAGGCAUUCCCGUAACCCUGAUUCGCAAGUCCUAUGUCGGCGAAUUGGGCUGGGAGAUCCAAACCAGUGCGGAGUACGGCCAGCGGCUUUGGGACACGAUCUGGCAAGCCGGAAAGCUGCAUGGGCUGAUCGCUGCCGGUCGCAGCGCUUUCAAUUCGAUGCGCAUUGAGAAGGGUUACCGAAUCUACGGGUCGGAUAUGACUACCGAGCACAACCCGUUCGAGGCGGGUGUCUCACACGCGGUGGAUCCAACCAAAUCGGCCGAUUUCGUAGGAAAAGCCGCUCUGCAGCGUCUCGCUGCCCAGACACCUGCACGACGCCUGCGACCUCUGACAAUUGAUGAUGGUCGCUCGGUUGUUUUGGGCAAAGAACCUGUGUUUUAUAACGGGAAGCCGGCUGGGUAUGUCACUUCAGCGGCCUUUGGGUAUUCUGUUGGGAAACCUGUUGCAUAUGCUUGGCUCCCGGGUAAUGUUAGAGAUGGCGAGAGUGUGGAGGUGGAGUAUUUCGGAAAGAAGAUUCGGGCGACUGUCGCUGCCGAGUCUCUGUAUGAUCCCGACAUGAGCCGCCUUACCCAAGAUGCAGUUGCCUCUCGGUCGCUAUCUGCCAGGUCGAGACUCUAA
Molecule: messenger RNA, 2544 nt
Organism: Penicillium brevicompactum
Lineage: Eukaryota; Fungi; Ascomycota; Eurotiomycetes; Eurotiales; Aspergillaceae
Product: GcvT family protein
Exons: 1
Coding region: 1-2544 (847 amino acids)
Cellular component (GO): mitochondrion
Molecular function (GO): protein binding; oxidoreductase activity
Source: RefSeq, a predicted model, not a curated record